CCCAGAACCACCGGACUAGUGGCGCAGUGAACUGUUCCCACUAAGCCAAGGGCUGCGAUCGUCACCACUGUAGGCAGGUAUAAGACAGACGGAGUUCCAACCUCCUUGCUGUGUCUCCUCGCCAUGCACAGACUAUUAAGGAAUCCGGACCGAGCCCAGAACACCCAAGAACCGUCUAGGCACCUCUAACUGCCGUCAUGAAGCUCAUCGCUGCCCUCCCUCACGUCUCCCUUGCCGUCGCCGCCGUGUUGGAGCCCCGUCACUGCGCAGGGAACAACUGUAACCGCGCAGUAACCGGGACCCGUCCAGGCCUGCUUCCCCUGGCGUCCCGGUCAGCAGAUUGCUCGAGCUUCCUGCUAACGACGGUGACUCCCGCCGCGACCACCGUCACGGUGACCGUCGACGAGGAGGAUCUACCCUCCCCGACCGCCGCCAAGCGCGGUGCUGUCCUUCAGGGCCGCCAGGUGACCGUUGUGCCGAGCGCUAUUCCGGAUUAUGCUGCCAACUGUGCCAAUGCCGCUGAGUACAUCUCCGCGUGCUCAUGCUUUGGCGUCACCGGGUCGGUCACGACGGCGCCGACGCCUACUGUGACUGUUACGACCACGGUGGAUUACUGCGAAGAUAUAUGAGCCCCGAAGUGGAAGGAUUAGGGUCUUGAUGCUGUAGGGAGAUUUCCCCGACGAUCGGAUCGGUUGCCAGUGAGUACUGGU
Messenger RNA from Chaetomium strumarium, 710 nucleotides. RefSeq lists its product as uncharacterized. The transcript is spliced from 2 exons. The record is from RefSeq and is a predicted model, not a curated record. NCBI's taxonomy places the organism in Eukaryota, Fungi, Ascomycota, Sordariomycetes, Sordariales, Chaetomiaceae. Bases 198 to 629 code for a protein of 143 amino acids.